CGCCCGGCCCGGGGAAGCGGAGGGUGGGGACACUCUGGCCCGGCUCUCGGUGGUGCAGGCACGGGAGGGAGCAGCGGCCGCUCUGGUCGGCGGACGUGCUGCCUAGCAGUCCCGGAAGCGAAGGAGCGAUGGCGGAGAGUCCGACUGAAGAGGCGGCGACGGCGACAGCAGGCGCCGGGGCGGCGGGCCCUGGGGCAAGCGGCGUUACCGGUGUUGUCGGUGUUAGCGGCAGCGGCGGCGGGUUCGGGCCGCCUUUCCUGCCGGAUGUGUGGGCGGCGGCGGCGGCAGCGGGCGGGGCCGGGGGGCCGGGGAGCGGCCUGGCUCCGCUGCCCGGGCUCCCGCCCUCGGCCGCUGCCCACGGGGCCGCGCUCCUUAGCCACUGGGACCCCACACUCAGCUCCGACUGGGACGGCGAGCGAACCGCGCCGCAGUGUCUACUCCGGAUCAAGCGGGAUAUCAUGUCCAUUUAUAAGGAGCCUCCUCCAGGAAUGUUCGUUGUACCUGAUACUGUUGACAUGACAAAGAUUCAUGCAUUGAUCACAGGCCCAUUUGACACUCCUUAUGAAGGGGGUUUCUUCCUGUUCGUGUUUCGGUGUCCGCCCGACUAUCCCAUCCACCCACCUCGGGUCAAACUGAUGACAACGGGCAAUAACACAGUGAGGUUUAACCCCAACUUCUACCGCAAUGGGAAAGUCUGCUUGAGUAUUCUAGGUACGUGGACCGGCCCUGCCUGGAGCCCAGCCCAGAGCAUCUCUUCUGUGCUCAUCUCCAUCCAGUCCCUGAUGACCGAGAACCCCUAUCACAACGAACCUGGCUUUGAGCAGGAGAGACAUCCAGGAGACAGCAAAAAUUACAAUGAAUGUAUUCGGCAUGAGACCAUCAGAGUGGCAGUCUGUGAUAUGAUGGAAGGAAAGUGUCCCUGCCCUGAACCCUUAAGAGGGGUGAUGGAGAAGUCCUUCCUGGAGUAUUAUGACUUCUAUGAGGUGGCCUGCAAAGAUCGCCUGCACCUUCAAGGCCAGACUAUGCAGGACCCUUUUGGAGAGAAACGGGGCCACUUUGACUACCAGUCCCUCUUGAUGCGCCUGGGACUGAUUCGUCAGAAAGUGCUGGAGAGGCUCCAUAAUGAGAACGCCGAAAUGGACUCUGAUAGCAGCUCAUCUGGGACAGAGACAGACCUGCACGGGAGCCUGAGGGUUUAGACCCUGCUCCCCUCUCCCCUCCCCCAACUCGAGAGUCCCAGCAAAGUCCCUUUCCCCCACCCCAGGGAUGGAGAGGCACUGUGUAUCUCCCUCCAAAUGUGACGUCAUCCUGCAAGAUGGCAAGAACCAAGCAAGCUCGGAUCCCAGGGUGUGGGAGAGGGGAGGCUGUUUCUGAUCUGACCUCCUUGGCUCUCGAGCAUCUGGGACUGUGUUCAUCCUAAAUCAGGGGCCAAGGUACCUAUGCAGAAGCACCUAGGGCGAGGGCCUCUGGCAAAAAAAAAAAAAAAAACCAAUACACCUCUCCACAGGGCCAGCUCCUUAGGGACAGGUGGGAGACGGAAAUUGCAAUUCCUAGAGGGAGUGUUCCCAAAAGAUUUAUGGGGAUAUCUGGAAGGGAGCUUGGGGUGGGGGGCUGUCUGUGACACUUCAGCAGUCUGGGUGGUUGUCUGUCUGUCUGUCUGCAGUCUUGAAGCAGGGCUCCCCAGUGCCCUUUUCCUCCCUGCCUCUACCCCCAUUAUUUCCCAUGGGCCAGCGUAAAAGUUUUUCCUAAUUUAUAGUCACUGUUCUAGACAGACCAAAGAGAAGGAACAGUGGUGGAGUCUAGGCUGCUGAUGAGUAAGCUUUACCUAGCACCUGAGCACCUUUCUCCUCUGUCCCCCAUUCCCUCACCCAUUUUAGAUUUAAGACAGAAGGUAAAUGUGACUGGGACUGAACCAAGGUCGUGGUAAAGCCUGCACAGGCACCAUAAGAAGCUGAAAAUGCCAUUUGUUCCCACAAUCACUGAUUAGAAAAGUCCCCCACACAAGCAGCUGCUGUGUGGAUGGGAUUAGAGCCACUACAUAAAAUAGUCUAACAGAUUUUUCAUAAAUACUAGUCACGAUGAGGGUCUUUCUCCUGGGGGUGGGAUACAGAGAGGAGGCUGAUGCUAGUCCUAUUGUAUUUUGUUUGGCUGUCCUUGUGUAUUUUCACUUCAGCCUGUAGUCCCACCUCCUCCCUUCAAAGCCCAGGGAGUUGUGGGGAACAAGGGUAGCCAAUGGCAGAGGGGAUGGGGGCUGGGACUCUGAAGACUCCUCCCCUUCUCCACCCCCCCUCACCUCCAGCUGCUCUGUCACUGACUGACGGGUGUUUCCCUGGCUGUGUUGCUUCUCUUAUCUGUAUUUAGCUGCGGUGAUCCUUUAGCUGGUUGGCUCAGAAAAAUGUGCUUUAGGUGCCCUGUGAUACUGGGCAUCAAGGGAACCCAUCCUUCCCUGCUUUGAUGUGUUCUGUACUUUCCAGAUUCUUACUGUUAGGGCUCCCAGUGGGCUAAUAGUGAGCCGCAUGACACAGGGCCUCAGUCAGUAUCCAGCCACAUGUAAAGGGGAGGAUACUGGUAAUUUGUACCUGCUUCGCCCGCUGCAAGGGAGGCCUCUGCCUUGUGGAUCAUGGGACCUCCCAGGGGUGGCAGGGUGGGCACAAAGGAGAAUGUCCUACUUGGGAGGGCAGGAAGAAAAACUGGACAGUAAGUGGGCUUGGCGGAUGGAGGUUUAGCUUUGUUCCUAAAGGCUGGGUCUUUUCACAAGGAGACUCAGAAAGGGACCCUGCUUCCAAUUUUCCCUCUUCCGUUCCCAGAGCUAGUACAGGGCUGAGAAGAAUGCCCUUGGUCUGUUGGUCCAGUGUCGUCUGUCAUCCAUUUUAAGUGUUCCCACUUUCAAGUGACAAUCCUCCUUGGCCCUGCCAUGGGCAGAGCAUGUCUGGCAUACCAGCCUGACUUUUACGCCCUAAAUCUUGAGUUGAGGAAAUAUAUGCACAGGAGUCAAAGAGAUGUCUUUAUAUCUGUACAUAAAUGAAUUUUUUUUUCCUUUUUGGUGCAAUAAAGUUUGUUUUGGCAGAAGGA
This is a messenger RNA of Capra hircus (goat), 3072 nucleotides long. It is a transcript of the gene UBE2Z, whose product is annotated as ubiquitin conjugating enzyme E2 Z. Gene Ontology annotation, cellular component: nucleus. The transcript has 7 exons. Bases 129 to 1199 code for a protein of 356 amino acids. NCBI's taxonomy places the organism in Eukaryota, Metazoa, Chordata, Mammalia, Artiodactyla, Bovidae. Gene Ontology annotation, molecular function: ubiquitin conjugating enzyme activity; cysteine-type endopeptidase inhibitor activity. The record is from RefSeq and is a predicted model, not a curated record. Gene Ontology annotation, biological process: negative regulation of apoptotic process.